Molecule: messenger RNA, 2199 nt
Organism: Arvicanthis niloticus (Nile rat)
Lineage: Eukaryota; Metazoa; Chordata; Mammalia; Rodentia; Muridae
Gene: Syt8
Product: synaptotagmin 8
Biological process (GO): calcium ion-regulated exocytosis of neurotransmitter; synaptic vesicle endocytosis
Cellular component (GO): dense core granule; exocytic vesicle; plasma membrane
Molecular function (GO): SNARE binding; clathrin binding; calcium ion binding
Source: RefSeq, a predicted model, not a curated record
UAGCCUGGAGUCCAGACACCUGCUCCAGGGCCUCAGAGAGGGGAGACCUUCGCUCUCAAGGGAGUUUUCCUGGCUUAUGAGGGCCAGCAGUUCCGGUCAUAAGGUGGGGCUCCCCAAAGCCCUGCCUCCACACCCCUUCUUCCCCGAAAGAUUCAUUUGAUCACUAGCAACAGGCACCGCCGGCUCUGCUGUGGGCUUCAGGUGCUUCCUGAGAGUGGACAACCAGCCUCUCAGUGGCUAGGGUUUGAACAAGCAGGCCAGAGCCCACCAGCCACAGGAAGCAGUAGGUAUCAGGCUACCUUCUUGCUUUGGGUGGACUCAGUACUGGCUGUGGCCAAGUGAAGAAGCAGUACACAAAGGGCCACCACUCAAGUGAACUGGAUUCCAUCAUUAUCUCCUCAAAGCCAAUAGGAGCAGGAAGAUGGGGCAUGGCUCAAUCCCCCUCAGUACCUCUGCCCCAGUUGAUGCCACAGCUGGGCCCAGUCUUAUUCCAGACCUCAUUACCAGGAUCCCCUGGCCUCGCUGGACACUCUUUAUCGCCAUCCUUGCUGCUGGAGUCCUCGUAGUCUCCUGUCUGCUCUGUGUCAUCUGUUGCUGUUGCUACCGCCACCGCCACAGAAAGCAACCCAAGGAUAAAGAAGCUGUGGGCCUGGGCAGUGCUCGUAACAGCACCACUACUCACCUGGUUCAACCAGAUGUGGACUGCCUGGAGCCCUGCUCUGGAGGAGACCCACGAUGGGGACGGCUCCUGCUCUCACUGGAGUAUGAUUUUGGAAGCCAAGAGAUUAGAGUGGGCCUGAGGCAGGCUGAAAAUCUGAAGGCUGAGGGCACAGCGGACCCCUAUGCCUGUGUCAGUGUUUCCACCCAGGCUAGGAGAAGACAUGAGACAAAGGUACACCGUGGGACACUCUGUCCCAUGUUUGAAGAGACAUGCUGCUUUCUGGUCCCACCAGCGGAGCUGCCCAAAGCCACUCUGAAGGUGCAGCUGCGGGACUUCAAGAGGUUUUCAGAACACGAGCCACUGGGGGAGCUUCAACUACCACUGGGCACUGUGGACCUUCAACAUGUCCUGGAGAGCUGGUACCAGCUAGGCCCUCCAGGUACCACUGAGCCUGAGCAGAUGGGGGAGCUGUGCUUCUCACUGCACUAUGUGCCCAGCUCAGGCCGCCUGACUGUGGUUGUAUUGGAGGCUCGGGGCCUGAAUCCGGGUCUUGCAGAGGCCUAUGUGAAGGUCCAGCUUAUGUUAAACCAGAGAAAGUGGAAGAGCAAAACAUCCUCCAAGAAGGGCACAAAUACCCCCUACUUUAAUGAGGCCUUCGUCUUCCUGGUUCCCGUUAGCCAGCUCCAGAGUGUGGAUCUGGUGCUGGCUGUCUGGGCUCGUGGCCUGCAGCUCCGGGCUGAGCCUGUGGGCAAAGUGUUUCUGGGUCCCCGGGCUUCAGGCCAACCCCUACAGCACUGGGCAGACAUGCUGGCCCAUGCUCGGCGGCCCAUUGCCCAGUGGCACCACCUGCAGUCCCCCAGGGAAGUGAAUCGUGCUCUGGACCUGCAGCCUCGCCUUCCCCUGCUUAGACCUCGUUCCUGAAAGAAUGAUAGGUCUCAGUUCUCCCACAUGGCGAGCUGUGGAUAUUUGUGCAGGCUCUUCAAAUCUCUCUGUAAUAAAUGCAUCCUCUUUCAUGUUCACAUGUCCUGAUGGAAUUCUGUGAGAAGGGUCUGAGAUAGAAGGGGGGCUAUACUUUGGCACUGGUGCCCUCUCAAGGAUGGGGUGGGUUGCUCUGAACAGAUUUGCCAGUCCUGAGCCUCUGCUGAAGCCUGAUUCCUAGGUCUUUCCCUGGAAGAUGGGCACCAUCCUCUAGCCAGGACUGGCAGAGGAGCAGGAGACUAGAGCUGGCCCUGUGAAGACAAAGAGGGCAAUUGGAAGGAGUUGUGGGUAGGUACAGCUUGGGGAAGAGACCCUAACACCAUGAGAGACCAUGAUACAGUGUCUUCUGUACUAUCAGCAGGGGGCAGUAGAUGCCUUUGGAAGCUGCUCUGGGGCCUUUGGGGGCUCACAGCCCUGGCUUGUGCUAUACCUCUUAAUCCCAGCACAUCUGGCGGGCUUUAGCAGUUCCAACCCUCCUCUGAUCCCCAGGGGCCCCAGAGCAGCAGGGUUGGGGCCAAGCCAUGAUCUGGUGUCUCUGGGUGGGGUUCAGGAGCGGGAAA